Molecule: messenger RNA, 3782 nt
Organism: Rhipicephalus sanguineus (brown dog tick)
Lineage: Eukaryota; Metazoa; Arthropoda; Arachnida; Ixodida; Ixodidae
Product: ubiquitin carboxyl-terminal hydrolase 8
Exons: 24
Coding region: 237-3422 (1061 amino acids)
Biological process (GO): protein deubiquitination
Molecular function (GO): cysteine-type deubiquitinase activity
Source: RefSeq, a predicted model, not a curated record
AGCAUUGGCCGUAGCAAGGAACAAGAUGGGUUUGGCCAAUUUCGAUUUCAUGUUGUUUUCGCUUGCGUUUGCGUGCCACUCGGGAUCUGGGUUUCACUUUUGUGAUUGAAAAUGCCGUCAGUUUGCACGUUCACUGCUGGGCACUUGGGACUGGAUAGGUCGGACUGCGUGUGCUGAAUGAGAAAAUACGAGCGGCCUUCGUGCGAUCUUGGCAGUGUUGCAAAGAUAAACUGAAGAUGCCAGUAGCCACCAAGAGCCUUCACGUGGCCAACUCCUUUGAGGACCUGAUGAAACUAGUGGAUAGCGAUGAUGUCACCCUCAAGGAGAAGCACUGCAAAGGGAAGAAUCUACGAAUGCUAUGCACGAGCACGAAGAAAGUUCUGGAGGUAGCAGACAUGCACAAGAAUGACGGUGAUGAGGAGAGGUCAUUCUUUCUUUACAUGCGUUACUUCAGCAUGGUCGACUACAUCCGCACGCACAAAGACUACAAGAAGGGCAAGGAGACGUAUGACAAACUGAUGAUGCUGGAUCAGUGUGCAAGGGUGAUGGACACCAUGGAGCAGCAGAAGAGAAGCCUGCUGAAACGGUAUGCUAUCCUGAAGGAUGCCAAGGAGGCAGCGGCCAAGGAGCGCAAGGCUGAAGAGGCUGCAGCCGAGCUGAUGCUGAAGCCAUCUCCCCCACCACAGCCACCUCAGCCAUUAGAGCCAGCCAGUGAUGGCUCUCUCACAAAGUUACCAGCUGUUCCAGAUGUUAUCAAGCCAUUUGAGACGCAGCUGUCCUCAUUCAAGCUUUUAGAUAUGCUCCAGGACAAGGACACGAAAGUGUUAAUCAUGGACGCCAGGCCGAGACAAGACUUUCUUGACUCUCAUCUGAAGAGCAGCGACUGCAUCAACAUUCCCGAGGAGGUUCUCAAACCAGGAAUCAUAGCAGAGGAGUUGAGCAGGAGCAUACCCGUGGAGAGCGUUGAAUUAUUCGAGAAGCGCGACGUUGUUGAUUACGUUGUCCUCAUGGACUGGAAAAGUGCAGAUGUCCCAGAGGACAACCAGGCUCCUCUCAAGGUCCUCAAGGAUGCGAUAUACAAGUGGUCAACGCAAAAGGUGCUCAAGUGCGAACCUAUGGUUCUGACGAACGGCUAUGAGGACUGGCUGAUGCGCUAUCCCAUGCACACCACCAACGCCCACACCAAGGUCCCAGAGGCUGCCUCAGACCCUUUUGUCAGCAACUAUUCAAACAGCACAGAGGGUGUCUACUUUCCCGACCCAGACAACCUUUUUGAGGAGGCUAUAAGGAACAAGUCUCAGCAAGGCAAACCAUCCGGUCCAGCCUCCAACACAGCCGCUGUGUCGAUGCCACUUGUGGACCGUAGCAAAAAGCCCAGCCUCUCAAAUGGCCCUGUGCCAAACAGCACGGGCCCCAAGAUGGUUAAUGGUGGCAGUUUCAGUGUGCCAGACCCCACAGGAACCAAAGGUGGUGUGUUCCACCAGGUUGAUUCCACACCAAAGCCCCUGCCCGGUGGUCCGUUUGGUGGCCUCAGCCAGGAUACUGAAUCCGGGGAGACUGAGGCCACGUCCCUCGAGGGAAUCCGUCAGACAGAGAACCUGAAGCAGAAGAUUCUUGACCUCACAAAGGACCAGUUGGCCUCAGAGAAGGAGUUUGAGCUGCUGCGUGAACGGAAGGCACGCGAGGCGGAAGAGGAGCUUCGUCGCUCUGUCCAGGAGCGAGAGGAGGCUCUACAGGCACACGUCCGUCAGCUGGAGAAGGAGCGUGCCGAGGUCGAACAGAGGGUCACGGCUCUCACCAGGAGCAACGAGCAGUACGAACAGAAGUUGAAGGAAAAGGACAAGGAACUAAUACGCAUUAGACAGCUGAACGAAGAGCAGAGGAAAGCCGACAAGGAGGUUCACAAGCUCAGGGAGGAGCGGAAGCGCAGGGAGCAGCAGGAACGGGAGGAAGCACUCAAGGACUCGGGCAAGACCGUUGUGGACAAGGCGGCGGUGCCAUCUCCGCCAAGGUCACUGAAGCCCACUACCAACACUGCAGCCAACAACCUGAAGAGCCAAGGGACAACGGCCACCACUCCUGUGGAGAGGCCGCAGGGCGUGUCAAUGCGUAGCAACAACAACCUCUCCCGAUCGCGUUCUUUCCCCAACCUGUCCAUGGCCUCCGAGGAGUCUGCCUUGGAGUCCACGGGCCCAGCCACCACUGCUACAGCACCGCAGUUUGACCGCUCUCUUAAGCCAUCACAGAGCGUCGAGGCAAACACAGCUGUCAUAACUCACCAACACAGAGCAAGGGCCGGUGACGGGAUCAACCCCCGCAUGAGGAGCAACAGCCCAUCGUCUGGACGUGAGUUCAAGCGUUCAGCGGGGCUUCGCAACCUGGGCAACACGUGCUACAUGAACGCGACGCUCCAGUGCUUGGCCAACACCAUUCCUCUAGCUCUGCACUUCCUGUCUGACCGCUACAAGAAGGACAUCAACAGGGAGUCGCAUAGAAGCACUGGUGGUGAGGCGGCUCACGAGUUCAAGAGCCUGCUUUCUCAGAUGUACUACAACGAUAAGAGCGUCUCACCAAAAGGGUUUAAGAGCCUGAUGGGAAGGCUGUUCAAUGUCUAUGCUGGUUACGAGCAGCAAGAUGCCCACGAGUUUCUCCUUAACUUCAUUGACAAGCUCCACGAAGACCUCAACAAGGCUGUUAACCGCAAGGGUGCUCCUGCGCCUCUGCCGCCCGCGGAUGAAGCGAACUUGUCACUGAACGGGCGCAUCAACCGCUUCUGGUGCCAGCACUUGGACCGGCACCUGUCGGUGGUGUCAGACCUGUUCGAGGGCCUGCUGGUGUCGAACCUGACCUGCCUGGUGUGUCGAAAGUCAUCUAGCAGCUUUGAAGUGUUCUCCUGCCUGUCACUGCCUAUCCCAGCCGUCAGCGGGUCUGUCUGCUACCUUCAGGACUGCCUCAAGCUCUUCCUGGAAACUGAGAGCAUGUCGGGGGAGGCGGCAUGGGACUGUCCAACGUGCAAGCAGAAGCGCAAGGCAGAGAAACGCAUGAUCAUAGCCAGGCUGCCCAAGAUUCUCAUUGUACAGUUCAAUCGGUUCCGAUGUGAAACCGCGUGGCAGAGCAAGAAGCUGCAGACGUACGUGCACUUUCCGGUCAACAGCUUCGACAUGAACUGCUACGUGGACCACACCCGGGUUGACACCCAGCGCAGGCCACCGUACAAUUUGUACGCAUUCCUGAAUCACUAUGGUACGCUGGCUACUGGACACUAUAUUGCCUAUUGCCGUGCUGGCCUUGGAGGGCAGUGGUACAUGUACGACGAUGCAUCUGUAACGGAAGUUACUUUAUCUGAAUCUGAUAAAAGAAACGCAUACAUUCUUUUCUACACAUCGGUGGAUAUGCGGCAUCAGUUUGGUGCCCAAUCCUAAGGCUUGGAUUAGCAUAUUACUUAGAUCCCACGGAAAGUGAUAUUUGUUGGCAGCACAACAAUAAAUUUAUUUUACGUAUAGUAUUGUAUUUAGAACGUAACGCCACAGAAACAAGUAUGUAUAUGGAAGCCCUGCAAGGCCGUUACGAAGUAUGAUUUGAUGUACAUAAUGCAGAAAUUUUCUAUGUUUGGUUACCUGAUGCUUUUGUGAGAUGUGGCAUGCCUUGCUGUACAGAAUUAGUUUCUAUUAUUACAAAAGGCACAGGGUGAUCAUGUGUAGAUAUAUAAAUAUUGUAUAAUGUUGCCAUGGCUGCAAGCGAACCAGCAACAUAUGUAGUAAAUAAAGACGUUUUUAAAUUUU